Clavispora lusitaniae ATCC 42720 is the source of this 1407-nucleotide messenger RNA. RefSeq names its product mitochondrial 37S ribosomal protein uS4m. Gene Ontology annotation, biological process: ribosomal small subunit biogenesis. The record is from RefSeq and is a predicted model, not a curated record. Lineage: Eukaryota; Fungi; Ascomycota; Pichiomycetes; Serinales; Metschnikowiaceae. Gene Ontology annotation, molecular function: structural constituent of ribosome; rRNA binding. Gene Ontology annotation, cellular component: mitochondrial small ribosomal subunit.
AUGCCCAGAAAAGCGACAAACUUGUACUCCACGGCCAGGGGUCGUGUUCGUGCAUCUAUGAACAAGUAUAACUUGUUCAACUUGUACAAAAAACCCCAAAUCAGAUAUCAGGGCAAGUCUCUUUUCCAGCAAAAGUGGACUGCAAAACAGGAAACCCGAGCCUAUCAUGGAGAACAUUUAACAGAGCGCAGAUGGAAAACUUUAUUUAAUCCUAGCUUGGAAUCUGUUGCCCAGUUAGAUGCUUCCUUGAAGGGUGUGGAUGUGGCACCAACGCCUAUGCCUUUGCAAACUUUUGCCGCAUUGGAGAAAAGGCUUGAGUUUGCCUUGUUUCGUUCCAUGUUUGCAUCUUCUGUUAGACAAGCCCGUGAAUUCAUCAAGAAUGGCCAUGUCAAGGUUAAUGGUGUGACUAUAAAACAUCCAGCUUUUCCCUUGAAGUCAGGCGAUAUUUUCAGCGUUAACCCAGAAAAGGUAAUGCUUGCCAUGGGUAGAGUUAAGCCAAGUGUUGCAGAAGCUAUAAAGGUGGACAAGAAGCAGAUUGGAGUUUGGAAUAAAUACGUCAGUGCAGCAAAACAGAAUCCCAAGGACGUAUGGGAUUUGCAACAAAAUAAGCCGCAAUCCUUAAACACCUUGAACGAAAAUGUUCAAUUGAGUCGUCUCGAGUCCGUCAAGAAGUUCAACAAAGACGUGGAGCGUAAAAUGCUUGCGGAGCAAAAGCAAACUACUCGCGAGAACCUCUUGUCGAAGAUCUUGUCCGCCAUCGAAGGAAAGGAUGUGGAUAUCCUUGAACCUUCUGCUUUCAGUAAAAUCGUUGGAGGAAAGGACUCCGCCAAAUGUCUUGAAAUUGCCAAAAUUUUGUCUCGGGCUGAAAGUCCUUUAAUUGCGGCUCAUUCUCCAGAGAAAUGCAAGGAGUAUAUUUCAACCAAAAGUACCGAGUUUGACUCUAAAGAAGCAGCUAAAACUGCAGCCAGUGUCAAGAAGAUUUUGUCUGAACUAGUAUCUCUGCAGUUGGAGUAUCUUCGUGUCAAGGGUGAGCAACUGAUGUUACCUGAGGACACGAAGACCAUUCCAUUCUCCACAUCUUUUGGCAAGAACUUGAAGCCUCAUCCUCCUUUGGACAAGGAUUCUGUACUCGAGGACGAAAAACUGGCAAAAGUCCACCUUCCGUGGCAAAAGGGAUUGUUUGGACGCCAGGAUCCUUCCAAGCCUUAUUUCACCCCAUGGACCCCUAGACCUUUUAUCGGAGCAUUUGCGAUUAUGCCCCACCACAUCGAGGUGUCGUUUGAGACGUGCCACGCUGUCUACUUAAAUGACCCUGUCGCCAGACCAGGCCAUUCGGAGGUAAUCUCUCCUUUCCCAGACCACGUGCAUGAGAGAGCAUACAUGUACUAUGUGAGAAAAGGAUUGUAA